Macroventuria anomochaeta is the source of this 1377-nucleotide messenger RNA. RefSeq names its product 2,3-dihydroxybenzoic acid decarboxylase. The record is from RefSeq and is a predicted model, not a curated record. The transcript is spliced from 2 exons. Gene Ontology annotation, molecular function: carboxy-lyase activity; hydrolase activity. NCBI's taxonomy places the organism in Eukaryota, Fungi, Ascomycota, Dothideomycetes, Pleosporales, Didymellaceae. Gene Ontology annotation, cellular component: cytoplasm; cytosol. Bases 64 to 1089 code for a protein of 341 amino acids. Gene Ontology annotation, biological process: secondary metabolic process.
AUAAAACAUUCCUAAAAACUCUUCAUUCUUGUCAGCUUACCAAGACCGAACUCUACACUCACAAUGCUCGGGAAGAUCAUUCUGGAAGAGGCUUUUGCCUUACCCCGCCUCGAAGAAAAGACAAAGUGGUGGGCCGGCAUGUUUAGUACAGACGCCGAGAAGCACACAAAGGAGAUACAAGAUUUAACCGAUAUUCGCCUCAAGUUUGCGGAUCAAUACGGAGUCGGAUACACCAUCCUUUCCUACACUGCUCCAGGUGUUCAGGAUAUCUCUGAUCCCAAGGAAGCUCAGGCUUUGGCUGUUGAGAUUAAUGACUACGUUGCUGAGCAAAUUAAGCCGUUCCCGGACAGAUUGGGAGCAUUUGCCACACUUUCGAUGCACAACCCAAAAGAAGCUGCAGAGGAAUUACGGCGAACUGUAACAAAGUACGGCUUCAAAGGCGCGUUAGUAAAUGACACCCAGAGGGCCGGCGCGGAUGGCGAAGAUUACAUCUUCUACGAUCAACCAGAGUGGGACGUUUUCUGGGAAACACUCACGGAUCUUGACGUGCCACUGUACUUGCACCCACGUAACCCCACUGGUAUUGUCUUCGAGAAGCUCUGGAAAGACCGCCAAUGGCUCAUUGGCCCUCCUUUGUCGUUCGCUGUCGGCGUCAGCCUGCAUGCUCUGGGCAUGGUAACAAACGGCGUUUUUGAUCGUCAUCCAAAGGCCCAAGUAAUUCUCGGGCAUUUGGGCGAGCACAUCCCGUUCGAUAUGUGGCGCAUCAACCACUGGUUUGAGGACCGCAAGAAGCUGCUCAAGCCUGGACUGGACUGCAAGAAAACGAUUCGCGAGUACUUCAACGAGAACUUCUGGAUCACGACAUCGGGUCAUUUCUCCACGACAACCUUGAACUUUGUCAAGGAUGAGGUCAGUGCUGAUCGCAUCCUGUUUUCUGUGGACUAUCCGUUCGAGACCUUCGAAGAUGGCUGUACUUGGUUCGAUAAUGCUGAGAUGAACACCGGAGACCGCCUCAAGAUCGGCAGAGAAAAUGCGAAGGGCUUGUUCAAGCUUAGCGAAUACAAAGACUCCAGCGCGAAAGUAAUCUAAAUAGAUCAACAAACUAGAACAAUCUCAGAAUAUUGUUUUUCUGAGUAUUGCUCACAUUCACGGACUGGUGGGCGGGACGCGGAGAGACGUGACUGCUCGGAGACCCCAAGCCGUCUUUAUGACUAGUUCACUCGAUUUCUCUGUAUUAGUUAGCAAUCAUUUCUCGGUGUGGCCUGCGAGGCAUGAAUGAUAAGAAGUGGACGGGUGAUUGUUUGGGUACCUCACAAAUGUAUGAACUCCUGGGAGCUUACGUACAAGCAUACGUCCUUAUCGAUUAGUUAGGCUUGG